UAAUCCCUCUUUGCAUAUUAGAAUUUCUAAAAACAACAUUUAAAAGUAAUUUCUUGAUAAUUAGACAUGUGCCAGGCCAGUCCACUGAGAUCCGUAAUGAUUGGCAAUUUUGUAUGGGCUCCUCUCUUUUUGAGGGUUCUAAGCUUCCGUGCAAACCGGCUCCAUUCCAAAACUUUAGAUUAAGAUUUGGUUAAUGACAAAGCAUGUCAAUAGAAUAAAGUUGCCUCUCUGGGUUCCUAUAUUUAUUCCAUCAACCAAUAUUGGAAGGGAAAAAAGUUAAAAUUGAAAUGCUUUAAAAGAAAAAGCAAUUGAUAAGAUGAAAUUAGAAAUUCAAAUUCGAAAUGUAUGAAAAAUCUCGUUUUCAGUAGGUCCAUUUUGAAAUCUCGUCCACGAUGUAACCGACAGUACCAUGAACAUCUCAUGGCUCUAACCAUCUAAUCAGUUCCGUUCGUUUCCAAGCGACGUUGCCAGCGCAGCAUUUGGGAGCGCAAAACACACUCUCGAAGCGACAUCGUUUUAUCUCAGGAGGGCUCUUUGAUCGACGUCGUUUUAUCCCUUCUUAUCCCCGAACCCGAGCGCCAAACUCGUCAUAAAAUACGGAAAUCAAACUACAAAACCACUCACUCUCCAUUUUUUUUUAUUCCAAUUUCAAAUUUCAAUACCUCAACACUGUGAGCGUGAAAAUGGAGGCAAGUCCAAUCCCGAUCGGAUCAUGUCCCAAAGAGCACCAACAGAUCUACAAAGAUUGGUUCAAUAUCGCCGAUUCAGAUGGUGAUGGGCGUGUUACUGGAAAUGAUGCUACAAAGUUCUUCGCCAUGUCUAAACUUUCUCGUCAAGAACUCAAGCAGAUUUGGGCGAUUGCAGAUUCUAAACGACAAGGGUUUUUAGGGUUGACAGAGUUCACUGUUGCUAUGCAGCUGGUAUCUUUGGCACAAACAGGACAUGAAAUAACCUCUGAUGUUCUUAAAAAUUCAGUUGACGUGGAGAAUAUCAGUCUUCCUUUAUUGGAAGGUUUGGAUGCCUUAACAGCAAAGAGAAAGGAUUUGACAAUAAAUGGUGAGCCUCGAAUGAAUGGAUCUAGUCAGCCCCAAGUUCCAACAUCUGCUAAAUGGUUUACCUCAAAGUCUGCAAGAAAGACACCUGCAAAUGCAGUUACCUCAAUUGUUGAUGGCUUGAAGAGAUUAUACAUUGAAAAGCUAAAGCCAUUGGAAGUUGCCUAUCAAUUUAAUGAUUUUGUGUCUCCUUUAUUGACAAACAGUGACUUUGAUGCUAAACCUAUGGUUAUGCUGUUGGGUCAAUAUUCAACCGGGAAAACUACAUUUAUAAAACAUUUGUUACAAUGUGAUUACCCAGGAGCUCAUAUAGGACCAGAGCCUACAACUGAUAGAUUUGUAGUUGUAAUGUCUGGACCUGACAAAAGGAGUAUACCUGGGAACACUGUUGCUGUUCAAGCAGAUCUGCCAUUUGGUGGAUUGACAACUUUUGGAGGAGCCUUUUUAUCAAAAUUUGAGUGUUCUCAAAUGCCACAUCCAUUGUUAGAUCAAAUAACAUUUGUGGACACUCCUGGAGUUCUAUCUGGAGAAAAACAGAGAACACAACGAAGUUAUGAUUUCACUGGUGUUAUAUCGUGGUUUGCAGCCAAAUGUGAUCUCAUUCUUCUUCUAUUUGACCCUCACAAGUUAGACAUAAGUGAUGAAUUUAAACGAGUAAUUUCAUCUUUACGUGGUAAUGACGACAAGAUACGUGUUGUCCUAAAUAAAGCACACCAAGUUGAUACCCAACAACUAAUGAGAGUUUAUGGAGCUUUGAUGUGGUCACUUGGAAAAGUUUUGAAUACUCCAGAGGUUGUGCGUGUUUACAUUGGCUCCUUCAAUGAUAAGCUCAUUAAUGAAGGUGUUAAUGAUCCAUUGGGGCAAGAUCUUUUUGAUAAAGAACAAGAUGAUCUUAUCAAGGACUUACUAGACAUUCCAAGACAGGCUUGUGAUCGCCGGAUAAAUGAAUUUGUGAAGCGUGCUAGAGCUGCGAAAAUUCAUGCUUAUAUAAUUAGCCAUCUCAAGAAGGAGAUGCCUAGUAUGAUGGGCAAAGCUAAAGCCCAACAACGGCUUGUUGAUAAUCUCGAAGAUGAAUUUGGGAAGGUCCAACGAGAGUUCCAUCUGCCGGCCGGGGAUUUCCCAGGUGUUGAGCACUAUAGGGAGGUGUUGAAUAGUUACAGUAUUGAUAAAUUUGAGAAAUUGAAGCCUAAGAUGAUACAAGCUUUAGACGAUAUGUUAGGAUAUGAAAUUCCAGAGCUCUUGAAGAAUUUUAGGAAUCCUUACGAAUGAAACUGUCACCAUAUUCGUAAGUUAUGUGAACCAAGUGUUCCAUUUAUCUAUGCUUUAGAUAUAACCUAUUCUUAAGAGGCUUUUUAAAGCUUGUUCUUUAAAUUAAAUCUCAUGUUUGUGCAGUUGUUUACUAGAAAUCAUUUGAAAUUUUGAUGCACAAAAAUGUACGGAAGACUUUUUUUUUUACUCGCU
Durio zibethinus is the source of this 2513-nucleotide messenger RNA. Its product is annotated as EH domain-containing protein 2-like. Gene Ontology annotation, biological process: endocytosis; endosomal transport. The record is from RefSeq and is a predicted model, not a curated record. Lineage: Eukaryota; Viridiplantae; Streptophyta; Magnoliopsida; Malvales; Malvaceae. Gene Ontology annotation, molecular function: GTP binding; protein binding; calcium ion binding. Gene Ontology annotation, cellular component: cytoplasm; plasma membrane.